AGCGGGCAACCGCAUCGACAAUGCCGCUCAUCUCGCUCGCAGGACGUUGGGCCCGCUGGUCGGCCCGCGCUGCUGUGGGAACAAGCGAUGCGGCUGCAAUCGCGUUCAAGUCAUCGUCUCUGCUCUCGGCUGCCAAUGCUGUCUCGCUUGCCGCCAUCCUUCCACAAGCAUUCUUUGCCUCGGCUGAAAACGAGGCUGUCCUCAUGCGCGAGGACGGCCUCGACUGGGCUCCCAUCUUCAGCCCCGACUCGCUUGGCUACUCGCUCCUCUCGCUCAGGCUUGCUCUCCGCGAGGUCAAGAGCCCGACUUUAAUUAUCAUCGAAGAUGAUCGUGGCUGGAUCUUUGGAUGCCUCACAGCAUCGCCCUGGGUCCUCUCAUCACGGCCUGGCGAGUUCUACGGCUCACGCUUUGCCGCUAUCUUCAACCUGUGGCCUCUUGGCGAGAUCUGCCCCACAUCGCCCAACGUCCCGCCCUCGCGCCGCAACAUCCAGCAUCUCACUUCCUCUCUGCUAGCUGUGGGUGGCUCUACAGACUUUCCGGGCCUCUCACUCGACGACGCUCUCGAGUCAGGCACGUCGUGCCCGACGGUCGUCUUCCGCUCCCCGGCCCUCGCCGCCUCGCUCGAUUACUCAGUCGUCCGUCUCGAAGCAUGGGCUCUUGUCCAGCACAUCGAUGACAGCACACCGCCCCUACAGUUGGACCUUGCUGCUACUCGACUCAUUCAUCACGACGUUCUCUCUGCCUUUGACUUUACCUUCUCUACCGUCGAGGCUGACUCGGACGGCUCCGACGGCUUCGAGCUCAUCGACCCGAUCCUCGUCCCUGCAGACGCUGCCAGCCUCGUUGGCCCUAGCUCUGCACUCGACGGUGCCACCCAAGCCGUCCUCGACCUGGCCGACAUCGGCUCAUUCAACCGCAACCACUUUGGCUGAACCUGUCCCCACAUCGCAAACUGCAACACAGUCGAGGUGGUACAACGUAUUGCUUUGAUUCUACCGCUACUCACGCCACUAUUUCGCGUGAAUAGUCUGUCGAGAAGUGACAAUCCAGCAUCGGAGGUGGCAUCACUGCUUCCACAACAGGCCGAGUUGGACAUGCAGCUCAGCAGGUGGUUUAUUCUCAGCCAUCGCGACUGCGGCUGCCACGACGAGAAUGACUCUUGCUUCUGGCAUCAUUUCCGCGCCCGCGCCCACGCCCGCGCCCGCGCCCGCGCCCGCGACUUUGCCCACGCCCUUGUCCGCGUCCCUUACCGCGCCCGCGUCCACGGGACUUGGCCUCCUCGCUCUGGCUGUGCACACGAGCCCUACCCUUACCCUUGCCCUUGCCCUUGCCCUUGCCCUUGCCGCGACUCGCGCCCGUUGAUGGCGUCGCGGUGGACGCUUCGGCGGCAGCAGCCUCGGCAGCAGCGACAGCGGCAUCGACGAGCGCGACCUCGCGCUGGAUCUCCUCAUCUUCUAGAAUUUGCGCGAGCGAGAGCGGCGACGACGACUUGACCAUGCCCCACGCCGAGGUGGCAAACCCGCCGCCACCCGCCUUUUCAGCCGCCUGCUCGGCCUGAAUCUCGGCCAGUGAGCGCGACGGUGAGGUGGUCGGCGGCGAUGCCGCCAGGCCGCCCCAUUUCGGCUUGCGACGGCUGCCGCGGAUAGGAACGGGACUUGAUGCCUGUGAGGUGUCGGCGGCGGCAAGCGAGGCACGGAUGUCGAUGUGUGGUGACGAUGGCGACGCCGCCGACCAGCCUCUUGGCGGAGAUACAGCAGCCGCGAUCGACGCAGCCUCGGAAGCUCGCAGUGAGGCUCGUAGGUCAAGCGCCGGAGGUGUGCUUGCCGCCGGCGGGCUACUGGCAGACGGAGAUCCCCAGGCCGACGCCGUGGAUGACUCCUGAAUCCCUACUGCCACCGGCGCAGACGGAAUGCGCGCGCGGAGCUCCUUGCGACGCUUCCGCAGUGCACGCAGGUUGCUUGUCCGCUCAAGGUCGCUGUGCGAGAUGCGCGCGCCAGAGCGGGCACGCUCAUCCAACGUCCGCACAAUAGCAAUCUCGCGUUCUAGCUCACCAAGCUCCAGAUGAAUGUUGGAGACUACCAGCUCUGCAUCGCGUUCAGGCCCGCUCUCAUCCCAAGACACAAAGACAUACUCGUCCCAGUCGCGGGCAUCUGCCGCAGCAGCCGCAGCUUCGGCCGCAGCAGCAGCUUCGCGAGCCGCCGCCGCUGCAAGUGCAGCCUUACGAUCCGCCU
Messenger RNA from Thecamonas trahens ATCC 50062, 2231 nucleotides. RefSeq lists its product as uncharacterized. The coding region runs from base 21 to 932 and encodes 303 amino acids. NCBI's taxonomy places the organism in Eukaryota, Apusomonadida, Apusomonadidae. The record is from RefSeq and is a predicted model, not a curated record. The transcript has a single exon.